CUACGAUCACGUUUCUUUUCACUAUUUUACUAUAAAACAGGAAACUUUUCAUAGCGUAAAAUAGUUAUUGCAAACAGACUGACUUCAGUGUAACUUUACUAAAGUGUGAAUUCUUCAUUGCUCCAAAACCACAUUCCCAGUGAGCAUUCACUCCUCACCAUGAAUAAUAUAUCAUUAAUUUGUGGAAUCUUAUACAUUGGUAUACUUGCUGCCGAUAUCACUCCGGUUCACAGCACAGAAAAUGCGCAAGAUUCUCAAACCACAGCACCCUCCCAACCGUCCAUCUAUACUCCUUCUUUGAGCUGCAUUGUUUUAGGAAAUCUUGGAUGCGGAGUUCAAUGCUCUUACAUUGGAAAACUCCAAAACGCCCACCUUACAUUAGGACAGUGCGACAAGAAUCAAGCAUGCAUCUGUAACAUCCAAUCGGGAACUCUGCGCGAAUUGUGGAAUGCAAAAUUUAACUCGGACGAUAUUCUCAAACAAAUCAAAAAAGAUAAAACCCUCAUCAGAAAAGUUGGAGAAGCUUUACGAAACCCAUAUAAAACGGGCGAGCAAAGUAAACAAGACCUCGAGGAAAUUUUACCAAAAGAAAUGUUCGAAAAACUUCGCCUCAGGUAUGACACUAACAAACUGAACCAGAGGAACCCAGAUUUGGCUGAUUUGAAGAAAUUUGUCGAAAAAAAGAUGUUAUCCGAAGUGCUGGGUUCGCCUUAUUAUAACCAUAAGCAUCCAGAACGUCAUAAUUGGUUACUCAGUUUAUUCAACUUCUUGCGCGAAACCAAGGAUGAAGCUAGUAUCCAAAGUAUAUAUCAUCAAAUUGCUCUCACCAACAAUGAUACUUUGAAAGGAAAGCUGGAAAACUAUUUGAAAAGAUACCCAGAGUCUCCUCGGGUAGAUACGACUGUUCAGUACGAACAAGAUAGCGGACUUCCUCAAGUGGUCACUAAUAUGGCCUUGGAUGGAAUGAUCAAUCAUGUUAAAAUUCCUGAAGAUUUUCGUAAUUUCCCAUAAGAAUGCUUCGUGUUGUACGAAUAAUUCAUUUUAUGUACAUAUUAUGAAUACUUAUUAAAGUACUACCACAUUUAGUAGAUUUCCAAAUGAGGGAAAAUUGACUAUAAAAUAAAUGUUUCAGCAUCA
Planococcus citri (citrus mealybug) is the source of this 1137-nucleotide messenger RNA. RefSeq lists its product as uncharacterized. The record is from RefSeq and is a predicted model, not a curated record. The coding region runs from base 160 to 1011 and encodes 283 amino acids. The transcript is spliced from 3 exons. Lineage: Eukaryota; Metazoa; Arthropoda; Insecta; Hemiptera; Pseudococcidae.